Durusdinium trenchii is the source of this 1916-nucleotide messenger RNA. The record is from the annotation of a GenBank genome assembly. Lineage: Eukaryota; Dinophyceae; Suessiales; Symbiodiniaceae.
GAGCUUAUUAAAGAUCACUCCAAGACAGCUAAGCCAUGGGAUCUUGUUCGAGUCGCUCAGAUGACGGCUUCAAAUCGGAGCAUCAACAGCAUGCCCCCAUGUGGGUGGUGAAGGUUGAGCAUCUUCUGAAGAUGAGGGAGAGAUUCCGGCCACAUCAAACCUUGAAGGCCGAAGGUCUUCUGGAAAAGUGGAGUCCGAAGAUGUUUACGAUCUUUGUCUCGCACCAGUGGCUGGGCCGCCAUCAUCCUGAUCCGAAUGGAGAGCAGCUGCGAGUGCUGCAAGGCUGCUUGAGCAACUUGAUUGCCAGGAAGCUCAAGAUCGAAACGGAUGUUCUGUUGCAAUGGAACGGUGGCAGACUGACCGAAGCAGAGCUCCGUCAAAUACGGGAUGCGUACCUUUGGUUAGAUUACUUCUGUGUGCCUCAGCUUGUGGACGACCAUGCAGAUGGACUGGCCGAAGAUCAGCUGCAAUAUGUUCACACUAUUCCCAGCUACGUGGACCAUUGCAAUCUUUUUCUGGCUUUGGUGCCAAAAGCUCGCCACGAAACAGGAUCACCAUGUUCCUUCCACAGUUGGCUUGCCAGGGGUUGGUGUCGUACAGAGCUUUGGUGCCAUUUCCUCUCCUCCAAGGUGCCUAUCGUGGCCGUGAAAAGCCAUGAUUUGGCGCAAUUCGUGAAACCUCAGUGGCAUCGUUACCCAGUACACUUGGGGGACUUUGGUGUGGAGAAGGAUCGCUCUUCCUGUAGAAGUGUUAUUCGAACAGCAUUGACCCAAUAUCUUGCCCAGCUGAGUCUCGCCAAGAACAAGACUGUCUACCGACUGUACUUAUCACUUUUUGAAGAUAUGACAGGUCUGGCCAGCGAGCUUCGCAGCGUUGAGGAGUUCCUAAUGGAUUUUUCCUUUUCGAAGCCUCUCAACCAGCACCGCGGCCUUGGCCCAGUGGCUUGCGCGGCUCUGUCCGGAGAUGUCGAACUCAUUCGCAACCUUGUCAUGGCCAAGGCCUCCCUUCAGAGCCAUAUGCCAGGUUUGCCCGAGGUCAUGAACCUUCCAGACUUCACGCCAGUGCAUUUGGCUGUGUGGUUCAGAAGCCAGGACCUACGCAUCUUGGAGACACUCUUGGACUUGCGCGCUGACCCCAACAGCUGCACCUUGAAUGUAGAUCCACCCCUUGGCUUUUGCCGCACAGCUGGAGCUGUGGAGCUUUUGGUUCGGCAUAAGGCAGGAGUGAAUCUUCAGGGAAAGACCUUGGGACAACUGUGCCCCAUCCACAGUGUGGCUGCCUUUGGAGCUCCAUGCGAAGUGCUGGCCACCCUGCUGGAGCUUCGAGCGGAUGUGACGGGCGGUAGGGGAGGGUUUGCAAGUGCCUCGCCUUUGCAUUUUAUUGCAUUCUGUGGUGACUCCCCGAAUGAGCUCAGGUCAGCCCAGCUGUUGCUGGAGAGCAGGGCAGACAUGAACCAAGUUUGCCAACCGGAAGGCCUUUUAGCAAGGAGCGUCCAAUGGAUCUCUCAGGCCUACAGCAAGUGUUGCAGCAAGCCGAGUGCAGUUGUGAGAUGGCUUCGGGAUGUGAGCAGCACGCCUUUGGGCUGGUGCGUGACUUUUGAGAACGAAGACUAUUUGGCUUUCUUGCUCCGUGCAGGAGCAGACCCAGAAGUGCGGAAUAGCAGGGGUCUUCGACCGAUUGACAUGGCGGGUGCUGAGAGAAUCCGAAGGAUUUUUCAAAACCCUACACCACAUGUUUACCUCCUAGAGGACAACUCUGAGCUGGUCAUCGAACGUUUGUGACCCAAAAUGCUUCUUCGUUGGCCCUGGUCUACACAGAUUUACUCGAGUGUGACCUGUCCUCUUUGAGCCAAUGUGCCGAACGAACAGGAUCUAAGAAAGAGGUACCCACCCAGAGCACCUGGCAAAUGCAACAGC